Messenger RNA from Anopheles bellator, 5942 nucleotides. It is a transcript of the gene pod1, whose product is annotated as coronin-7. The record is from RefSeq and is a predicted model, not a curated record. Gene Ontology annotation, molecular function: protein binding. Lineage: Eukaryota; Metazoa; Arthropoda; Insecta; Diptera; Culicidae. The transcript is spliced from 13 exons. Bases 359 to 4123 code for a protein of 1254 amino acids.
GGUUCCAUUGUAGCCGCAGCAGUUGAAUGGUUGCAUUCGUAGUGAAAAACCGUAGCUUGUACUCCAGUUGAAGCAGUUAUCGUUUCUACGCUCAUAGUCGAACGGCUUUGUUCUAUGGACCGUGUGUGUGUUUUCCAUCUUCCUACAGUGUGUUAACGACGUUCUUAAAGGGACGGACCAUUCAAAUCUACCUCGAAAAUUGUGCUCAUUUACACCUCGCAGAAUUCAAACGGCAUACGUAGCUUAAGCAAGUAGCAGAAAUCGUCGAAAGGGAAAAUCGUAGUAAGGAGCACUAUCAGUGAUCAGAUACAUCGAGUGAAAAAGGAAAAUAGUGGGGCGUACAGGAAUCGGAUUCACCAUGGCAUGGAGAUUUAAAGCAUCCAAGUACAAGAAUGCGACACCAAUGGUUCCAAAGCCAGAGGCGUGCAUUCGGGACAUAUGCGUGGGUUCGUAUCAAACCUAUGGCAAUAACGUUGCCGCGUCUGCUGCGUUCAUCGCGUUCAACUGGGAGCAUGUAGGCUCAAGUCUGGCAGUGUUGCCAAUCGACGAUUGUGGCCGCAAAGGCAAGGCUAUGCCUCUUUUGCACGCACACUCGGAUACGGUAACCUAUCUCGAUUUCUCGCCGUUCCAUGAUGGUCUCCUAGCGACCGGAUCGCAAGAUUGUCUGGUAAAGGUGUGGCACGUUCCCGAGAAAGGACUAGAACAGUCCAUUUCGAAUCCCGAGUGUUCAUUCUCCACAAAACAAAGGCGAGUGGAAACGGUCGGUUUUCACCCAACUGCAGACUGCUUGCUCUUCGCUACCGCAAUAGGCUGCGUUAGCCUGUGGGACUUAACCUGUCAAAAGGAAGCUUUCACCAACAAUGACCAUCCGGAGGUGAUACAGUCGCUGAGCUGGAAACUUGAUGGGAAGACGUGUGCUACCAGCUGCAAGGACAAAAUGGUGCGUGUAUUGGACCCCCGUGCUCCAUCGCCUAUCGUAAUGGCGACGGAAAGCCAUCAAAGCAUAAAGGACUCGCGGAUCGUCUGGUUGGGGGACCAAGAUCGUAUUUUGACAACAGGGUUCGAUGCUUCGCGUGUGCGCCAGGUUUUCAUACGUGAUCUGCGCAAUUUUUCCACACCCGAAAAACUGCUUGAACUCGACUGCUCAACAGGCGUUCUGAUGCCAUUGUUUGAUCCCGACACAAACAUGCUCUUUCUAGCUGGAAAAGGCGACACUACCAUCAAUUAUCUAGAGAUCAUGGACAAAGAUCCAUUUUUGAUUGAAGGUAUUCGCCAUUCCGGCGAGCAAACCAAGGGAGCUUGUUUAGUUCCCAAACGAGCGCUCAAAGUCAUGGAAGGGGAGGUAAACCGCAUCAUUCAACUGACAUCCAACUCGGUCAUUCCAAUAAUGUAUCAAGUCCCACGAAAGAGCUACCGUGACUUUCACAGCGAUUUGUAUCCCGACACUAACGGAUUUAAAAGCGACCUUUCUGCAACGCAGUGGCUAGCCGGACUGGAUGCUCCAGUGCCAAAAAUUAGCCUGGAUCCAGCAAUGCGUGAACUUGGUGAAGCUCCUGUUGUUAUCUUGAGAGGUCCCCUCACCGAGGUGGUUAAUAACAUAGCCAAUAAAACACGCAACAAUAAUGCGUGUGAUACUUGUACGGCAGUAAAAAUUGAAAAGGAGAGUAUCGUGAAGCCUCACUUUGUACCGAUAAAGGAUAAAAUCAAGCAGAUAGAGCACCAGUCACACACGGAAAAGUGUGAACUAGAACAAAAGUUUAAAGAACUUUCAUCGAUAAAAGGGGGAAUGGUCAAUGAGAAUGCCAAUCUAGUUAAUAACCAGGUUGAAAACAACGGAAAUCAUCAAUCGGAUGUCGCAUACAGCCACCCUUUGGACCAAGAAACAAUCGAAUCGGAAAUGGGAAAACAGGGCGAAACAACCCCGCCGAAACCAUUGCCAAGAACAUCAAGGAACAACUCUGUCUCCGAGUUUCUUUCUGGAUCCACAGAGGAAGCCAAUAGCGUGUCAGCGCACAGACCGGUAGCAAGACCUAGAACCACUACUGCGGCAUAUAAGCCUCGCCUUGGGCCGAAACCAUUUAGCAGUUCGACUGCUCAGGGAGACUUCUCAUUCGAUAAAAUAUUCAACGUCCCACACGCACCCUGCAGCGAGUCGGUAGAAAAAGAUACGGUCAACCGCCAGGGCGAUUAUUCGCUCGAUACAAACGGAGGUCAAGAUGUACAGUAUUCAAGCCUCCAGGAAAUGAAAUCAUCCGAACCGAUGGACCAAGAAGAUGAGGCCCAUCAGCAACAACCAGAUAUAGAUGGGUCCCACGUAGCGUCUACGUACGAGUUGCGAAAGAGUGAUAAGAGCGAUCAGAUUUUCGAAAAAAAGGCUUCCACGGAGUCGGUAGAUCAAUUCGAUGCUGCUGCUGCCGAAGAAAAGUCGCAGUUCGAGCGUUUGACUGCACAAAGAUCAAGUAUUGCGGAAAGGCGUCGUAUGUAUGAAGGCAGAUCCCAGAGUAUGCAGGAAGAAAAACCGGGUUCACCGACGCCUUUAAGACGGCGAGAAUCUUUGAAAGUACGAGGAGAACAAAAAGUUUCCGAUGAUACUGAAGCAAUGCCGCCUCCAAGUUCCGAUUUUCUGCAAAACCGCAAAGACCUGACGAAAGAGAAUGUUCCGGACACAAUCAAGCGAAGUAAUAGUACGACUUCAAAUGCCAACAGUGCUGUAUCAAAACGGACUUCCACUGUGUUUGGGAGAGUGUCCAAAUUUCGCCAUUUGAAAGGCACGCCUGGUCAACGAGGUACAAACAUUGAUAACAUACGCAACCUAAGUCGCCAAAUUCCUGGGGAGUGUGACGGAUUUCAUGCAAAUGCUCAGCGCGUAGCUGUACCUAUCGCGGGUGCCGGUGGUAAGAUCGCCGUCUUGGAACUGGAUAAACCAGGUCGUCUUCCUGACGGCGUCAUUCCAACGCUAGUCAACAAACAAAACAUCAUGGACUUCCAAUGGGAUCCAUUCGAUCCUACGCGACUUGCUGUUGCGUGCGACGAUGGCGUUGUUAAACUCUGGACAAUCCCGGACGGUGGAUUGACUGAGCCAACCAACGAACCGUCAGCCGAGCUAGUUGCUCACUCGGAUAAAAUUUACAUCAUUCGCUAUCAUCCCCUUGCCAGCAAUGUGCUGCUCACCGCAAGCUGCGAUAUGCUGAUGAAAAUAUGGGAUUUGAAUACCAUGAUCGAGAAGUAUUGCCUCCGCGGUCACACUGAUCAAAUUUGUUGCUUCUCUUGGAGUUCGUGUGGUAAAUACGGUGCCACCGUUUCGAAGGACACUAAGAUAAGAAUGUUUGAACCGCGGAAGUCAAAUCAUCCGAUCAAGGAAGGUACCGGACCAGUCGGAACACGCGGUGCACGUAUUGUGUGGGCACUAGAAGGAGAAUAUUUGGUGGUAACCGGAUUCGACAAAGCUUCGGAACGGCAGAUCUAUGUAUAUAAAUCGACAGAUCUGAGCACUCCUAUGGGGAUGGUCGGCCUUGACGUGUCACCAGCUAUUUUGAUGCCCUUUUACGACGAGGAUAGUUCCACCCUUUUCGUAACCGGCAAAGGCGACGUGCGAAUCUAUUGCUUCGAAAUAACUGACGAAGCACCAUUUAUCUGCCCCUUGUCUCAUCAUCGAUGCGCAUCAAUGACGCAGGGGUUAAGCUUUCUCACGAAAAACAACUGUGACGUAGCGUUGGUAGAAUUUGCCAAAGCUCAACGACUCACGAAUGGCACCGUAGAAACCUUGAGCUUCACAGUUCCUCGAAUCAAAUCGGAACUGUUCCAGGAUGAUCUUUUCCCUCCUACAAAAGUCAUCUGGCAUCCAACACUGACUGCGGAAGAAUGGUUUGCAGGAAAGGAUGUUGAGCCUGCUCGAAAAAGCCUGCAACCAGAGGGCAUGGAAACAUUAUCGUCGAUUUAUACGUCCACAACACCGAUCUCGAAGAAGAAUGAGACAACUGAAGGCUCACUGAAACUAUCAAAUAAAACUACCGAGCAAGUUAAGGAAGAGAUAAAAAACUCAGUUAGUGCCCGAAUGUCGGUGAACAAAACCCUCGAACAAGACAGCAUGGAAGGUGUGGACGAAACAGAAUGGGACGAGUAGACACAGCAGCCUAUCCAAUGAUUAAUUUUAUCACUAUCAUUUAUAUAUUCGCCUAACCCCGCCUUCAAUUCUUUCGUCUAAUGCAUUUUCAGUAGCGCACUCGAUAAUACAUGAUUAUAUUUGUUUCACUUCAUUCAUUCACUUCAUUGCUUUCGGGUGAUAGAAAUUUGAUUUAAAUUAUUUUCACAUUGCAUUAUAAAUUGUAUGACUUACCAUACUGCACAGGAGUAGCAAAUAGCAAACGAAAAACACAAAUAUUGACAACAGCGUAAUAACACCGAGACUGAUUCCUGAUGUAUGCGUGGUUAAGGAAAAUGAACUACUGCCAAGAAACAGAAAAUCUUGUUAAAAAUAAUUUUUUGGACGAGCGCUUGCGGUAGACAAUUUUAUACAUUUUAUAAACUAAUUGUUCGCGAUGGAUUGAGCGAUGGAGUAGGUUUUGUAAAAAUAACAAAGGGAUGAUAAAACUUUUAACGUCAAUAUAAAAAUAUCAGCAACUCGAACACAAAAAAGAAGCACGACAAUAUGGGUAACGUAAUGAGCAAAAUAUUAAAAAAAUAUUAGUCAGUUUAGUGCUUACGAAGUAUUUUUUCCAUCGCAAACGUUUCAAUCAUCUUAAUUUGCACUUAAUAAAAAAUUAUUGAUAGUCAGCUACCACACUAGAAACUAGUCAAUAUGGGUCUUAUAAUCGAUCACUGGACAUGGUGAAAGCUAAGGGUUGUUCUUACCCUUAUCAGAUGUGGAUCAACGAUAACUGAGAAGAAUUGAAAAAUACAAAACAAGACACGAUCUUAUGGGAAAAUGGCAUUAUAAAGAGACGUAAGCCAACACAAAAUAUGAUAAAUUGGUAGGGCCUGUGCAAUUUUGACGGGCAUUAGGAUCAGUAUUAGGGUAAUUGUAUUGACCAAGACAAAAAUUUGAUAAACGCCCUUGCUCUAUGGUCUUGCUCUUGCUCUAUAUGAUAAAUUGAUAGGGCCUGUGCAAUUUUGACGGGCAUCGAGAUCAGUAUUAGGGUAAUUGUAUUGACCAAGACAAAAAAUUGAUAAACGCUCUUGCUCUUCCUUCAUACAGCUCACUCGCUCUCGCCAGUAAUCGAAGAAAACUUCAAUGCUGCCCGAAUCAACCUUCUUAGGAACGGUAGUGUACAUAGUGUCAUUGGCAAGAAUUAAUAUUUUAUUUAUUUUUAAAUGGUUUGAAAUUACACUAAAUAUUGUGAUCAUUGUAUUAAUUAGUUUGAAUGCAAUUACGUCUCUGAUUUAAUCUAAAGAGUGCCAUCUGAUUUAAAACGUCGGUUUCAUUCUGUAGAUGUUCGAUAAGACACAUUGCCAUUCCUUUGUUUUCACUAUUACAUAGAAGCAUCGAAGCACUUUACUUUUUCUCGAUGAACAAAAAAAAACACAGAAUACCGUGUCGCAGUAAAAAUUGUAAUACGUUGGUGGACCGUGUGUCGGGUCUUUGUUUGUGUCGUAACUUUAAUUACAGUCUCAUAACCCGAUUAAUAAUCAGUAUGUUGAUAUUGUAAGAUAUUUGCUUUCCCAAAAAAAUCAUAAUAACCAACGUAGGCAGUAAAAGACGAUGCAUGAAACGCCACAGAACUUUUCUAAUCUUUUUUAUGGGGCAUCAAGCAUACGAAGUAACUGUGAACCAAAUCGUGCUAUGGUGAUAUCAAAAGAAUGAGCACGAAGCACAAGUUGUCACGAAGUUACUUAUCACAGAAACUACUUAAUGCCCUCAAAGCUUGCUCUCAAUCUAUUCUCGGUGCAUCUAGCCAGGUGCAAAAUAUAAAAUAUGCUUUAGCUCAACAAAAAGUUUUGUGAAA